AUGAACCAAACCCUAAUUCCGUUCUUGUUCAGCUCAUGUGACCGUGAAGAUAAUGAUUCGGUUUUCGAUCUUCAAGAAGUGUUAAGUAAAUUUACAUUUAGUACUAUUUGUAAAGUUGCAUUUGGUGUUGAUUCUUCAUCUUCUAUGUCAGAUUUGCCUUUCUCCCAAGCUUUUGAUGAUGCUGUUGAAAUUUGCUUUUUUUCAAGAUUUUUAUCUCCAUUACCUCUAAUAUGGAAGAUCAAGAAAUUUCUCAAUUUCGGAUCAGAGAAGCGAUUAAAAGAAGCCAUUGAAAUUAUAAACAGCUUUGCCAUGCAGAUUAUCAGGUCAAAACUACAAGAAACUGAUCAGAAAAACCAAGAUUUGCUAUCAAGAUUCAUAAUCUUGAGCUCCGAUUUAGAAUUUCAAGAUCAAGAACAUAAAACAAAGUUCUUAAGAGACAUAGUUAUAAGCUUCGUUCUUGCCGGAAAAGACACAACUUCAUCUGUUUUAACAUGGUUUUUCUGGCUACUCGCCGGAAAUCCACGUGUAACACGGUUGAUACAUCAAGAAUUAGCAGAAGUAGCAUCGUUGUCGGAGCCGGGGCCGGAAUUUACGUCGAAAACGUUAAGAAUGAGGAUGUUUAGCUACGAGGAGCUUAAAAAACUACAUUACUUGCAUGCCACGCUAUCAGAAACAAUGAGAUUAUUUCCACCGGUGGCGAUCAAUUCAAGAUUAACGGUGGAUGAUGAUGUUUUACCGGACGGAACACGUGUCGGAAGAGGGUGGUUUGCUGAUUAUUCAGCUUAUGCAAUGGGCAGGAUGGAGAAAAUAUGGGGUGGAGAUUGCAGAGAGUUUAAGCCGGAGAGGUGGUUGGAUGAGAAUGAUGGGAAAUUUCAGCCGUCGGAUCAGUUUCGAUUCCCUGUGUUUCAUUGUGGACCCAGGACUUGUUUGGGUAAGGAGUUGGGUUAUAUUCAGAUGAAGGCGAUUGCAGCUGCUCUGAUUUAUGAGUUUGAAAUCUUGGCCGUUGAUGGAGGGGCGAAUGCAGAGAGGAUGAUGAAUCCGCCUUAUGUUGUAUCAUUGCUUCUUAAAAUGAAAGGUGGCUUGAAAGUUAAGGUUAAAAGGAGGGAGAGGUAG
Molecule: messenger RNA, 1113 nt
Organism: Mercurialis annua (annual mercury)
Lineage: Eukaryota; Viridiplantae; Streptophyta; Magnoliopsida; Malpighiales; Euphorbiaceae
Product: cytochrome P450 94A1-like
Exons: 1
Coding region: 1-1113 (370 amino acids)
Molecular function (GO): heme binding; monooxygenase activity; oxidoreductase activity, acting on paired donors, with incorporation or reduction of molecular oxygen
Source: RefSeq, a predicted model, not a curated record